Colletotrichum orchidophilum is the source of this 1134-nucleotide messenger RNA. Its product is annotated as dihydrodipicolinate synthetase. Gene Ontology annotation, molecular function: 4-hydroxy-tetrahydrodipicolinate synthase activity. The transcript has a single exon. The record is from RefSeq and is a predicted model, not a curated record. Lineage: Eukaryota; Fungi; Ascomycota; Sordariomycetes; Glomerellales; Glomerellaceae. The coding region runs from base 1 to 1134 and encodes 377 amino acids.
AUGGCUCCUCACCAAGAUGCGCCCUCGCCGGCGGGUAGUUUCACCGCCGGCUUCAACAGGACCCCUUUCCACCCUAUUACGUCUUCCAAUCUCCAAAUCGGAAGCCUAGCUGCGGCUGAACCAAAUUCUCUUCUCAGCGGUUCAUACGAGAGCGCAUCACUAGGCACCGACCUGCACGGAACCCGAUCGCUUGUUCCUGGUGUCUACGUACCCACCAUGUGCUUCUUCGAGCCGGGUACGGAAAACGUGGACAUCGAAACUGUCGCUCGCCAUGCAGUACGACUUGCUCAAGCGGGUGUGACCGGCCUGGCCACCCAGGGUUCCAACGGAGAAGCAGUCCAUCUUUCACACGCUGAGCGCCAUCUUGUCACGGCAACAACCAGACAGGCUCUUAACGAUGCUGGCUUUUCAUACAUGCCCAUCAUCGUCGGCUGCGGAAGCCAGAGCACACGUGAGACCAUACAAUAUUGCACCGAGGCCUGGGCUGCUGGUGGAGACUAUGCCCUGGUUCUUCCUCCGUCAUACUACGCCGGUCUCUUUGCUCCGUCAUCGGAGACCAUAUUCGAGUACUUCCAUUCAGUGGCGGAUGCAUCGCCGAUUCCUCUCAUCAUCUACAACUUCCCGGGCGCAGUGGGAGGCAUGGACUUGUCUUCCGACGUCAUUGUGCAGUUGUCUCAGCAUCCCAAUAUCGUGGGUGUUAAGCUUACAUGCGGAAAUACGGGCAAGUUGAACCGCGUUGCCGCUGCGACGAGAAAGUUGGCAAAGAAGCCUGACUCAAAGACUCCAGAGUUCGUAGUCUUGGCAGGUUCAGCCGACUUCUCGAUUCAGUCCUUGGUUGCUGGGGGACAUGGCAUCCUUGCAGGUCUGGCCAACAUUGCCCCCAAGGCUUGUAUCAGGACCAUUGAGCUCUUCCGAGAGGGGAGACAUCGAGAGGCUCAGGAAAUGCAAGAGAUCGUCUCACAAGGUGACUGGACAGCGAUCCAAGGGGGUGUUGUGGGUGUGAAGGCUGGCCUACAGGCGUGGCUGGGCUAUGGCGGUGUGGCCCGUAGCCCUUUGCCGAAGCCCACGCCCGAGCAGAUGAAGAAGUGGAAAGAAGGAUUCCGUGAACUUGUCGUUCUCGAGAAGUCGCUGUGA